Athalia rosae (coleseed sawfly) is the source of this 3671-nucleotide messenger RNA. Its product is annotated as homeobox protein Hox-A1-like. Gene Ontology annotation, cellular component: nucleus. The coding region runs from base 784 to 2211 and encodes 475 amino acids. The record is from RefSeq and is a predicted model, not a curated record. The transcript has 2 exons. Gene Ontology annotation, biological process: regulation of transcription by RNA polymerase II. Gene Ontology annotation, molecular function: DNA-binding transcription factor activity, RNA polymerase II-specific; RNA polymerase II cis-regulatory region sequence-specific DNA binding. Lineage: Eukaryota; Metazoa; Arthropoda; Insecta; Hymenoptera; Athaliidae.
UCACCUCUGCCAGGGGAUACCCUAAGGCACACCUGGUGCACCGGGCUCAAACCACGAGCGCCCGUGGACACGCCGCCACGCCGCACGACCGUCCGCGUUCCUCCGUCAGUCGCGGUCACCUACCAGUUAACUCGUCGGUUUGUUUAUCCCGGAGUACGGGCACCGAGGGUCAACACGAGCUUGACGUAGCCUCGAGAACGGUGCGUCGCGACGAAGCGCACUUUUUUAAAUCACGCGCGUUUUUUUUCGUUUCCGCGGACGCGGAAAAUUUUCCGUCGCUCCGUCUCUACGCACGUGUCACCGUCGAUCCGCAAUCCUCGAGUGCGUCGAAAUCCGAAGAAGUGCGUUUUUUUUCAUCCAGUGCUCGAUAGAUAUUUUUGGAUGCCCGAUGUAGCUGUACAGAGCAUUGCGGAGAGACAGGAAGAGCGCAACCAUCGUACGAAGUGUUUAUAUCGGAAGUGUGGAGUACUGCGGAUAAGACUGUAAGAAAAAAAACCUGACUCGCGAUCCAGUGGCGAAUACGCGUAUAUGCGUUUGAUUAAAUAGUGCGCGGCGGUGGCUGAGUAACCAGGCGUCGACGGUCACCGCCUAGGUGCCGGUGCCGUCCACGCGACGUACGAUUAGGCCUAAUAAUUGAUCGGGAAGCGUAUUUCACGUUCCGAAAAAAAGUGAGAUAAACCGCGUCCCUUCGAACGUUAUGUGACAAGUUUACGUUGAUCGUAGGUACAGAGGACAAUCCGGCAUCACCGUAGAUAGUAGAAUUGAUGUUUCCGUUUCGCGAGGAUGAUGAUGAUGGACAUGGGUAUGUACGGGACAUACGGCAAGCCUGACUCCUAUCCGAAUUACGGAUUUUCGGGUCAAUCGGGGGUCCACCAUCAGCCCGGUGGUCACGUUUCGUCCGUACCGCAGUCCCCCGAAAUCGUACCGAGCCAUUACUACCCCCAGACCGCGGUCGCGCCCUAUUCCUCCUCGUCCUCCGAGCCCGGCUUCCUGACGUCCACCGAUUCCGGACCCUCCAGCACGCCACCGCAGGGUUUCUAUUCACCGACGGGCGCCGUUCUCCACGAGGAUGGUACGGCCAUCAUAUCCUCGGAGAACGGGCUCAGCUACACGAACCUCGAUUACGCGUCCUACCCCGCCCAACACCCCGGAUGUCAUCCGAGCGCGGAGUCCCACCAUCCGCAGGCUUACCACGUCCAGCCAACGGGUUACAGGGACGAAACGACGCCGGGACUCCAUCAGGCGACGGUCGUCCAACCCCACCAGCACCCCGACCACGAACAGCUCCAUCAUCAGCAAUCUAGUCAUCACGAGGUCGACUACCAGAUCACCCUUGGCGGUACCUCCAACUACCUCCACCACCAGCUACCGGAAGAGGUCCUCCACUACGGGCAGCCGAGUCUUCACCAAACUUCGGAGUACCCGGGUCAUCCGGCGGCCCAUUACAAGGAGGAAACGCCGGACCCCACCACCGGCUAUCACGCGUUACAGCAAUCCGGACACCCGCAUCACACGCAUCACACGAUCGGACACUCCCAUCAUCCGCAUCAUCACCAACAUACCCACGGGCACACUCAACAACAACAACAACAACAACAACAGCAACAACAACAACAGCAGCAGCAGCAACAGCAGGCUCAGGUUCCAACGUACAAGUGGAUGCAAGUUAAAAGAAACGUGCCGAAGCCAGUGGCGCCCAAAACGAACCCGUCGAGCGGUGACUUCGGGGGUGGAUCUGUCGGUAGCUCGGGAGCGGCGGCGUACGCGACAUCGGCGACAGGGCCAGUAAGUUGUCUGAGCGGCGGUCCGUUGUCCGGGAUACCGGGUGGUUUUAAUAACACGGGUCGUACGAACUUUACGAACAAGCAGUUAACGGAGUUGGAGAAAGAGUUCCACUUCAACAAGUACCUGACGAGGGCUAGGCGUAUCGAGAUAGCUUCGGCAUUGCAGCUGAACGAAACGCAGGUGAAAAUCUGGUUCCAAAACAGGCGGAUGAAACAAAAGAAACGGAUGAAGGAGGGUCUCAUACCGUCGGAUAACGGCGGCGGUGGUGGAACUUCGGGACAGUUGAAUCAACUUGGGCAAUUAAGCGGGGCACGAAGUAGCAGCAGUUCACCAACAGGGUCUAAUUUAGAAGUUGCUGGUAUAGGCUUGGCUAAUUUUACCAGUGAUAACAGCAGAGAAUCACCAAAUUCUUCUUCCAAGGAGUGAGUGGAUUGAUGUUAGCCAUAAUUUUUGGACUUUUCGAAUACUCCUUUUCUCCGUCAGAAAAAAGACGGAAUGGACGCCGAGGGAUUGAAAACUUUCCGGUUCUCUAGGCCCCUCCUUCGCAGCGAGGCGAUGAAGAAUUUGAUAGCCAAAUGUUUUCUUUAGAACCAUUUUAUUUCUAUGAAGAAGAAAAAAACCACGUCGUUUUUUCGUAUCCAUCCGAAACUCUGGCUGCAAUGAAUCUACUGAAUUAAAUGCGAUCUCGGGACCGAUAUCGAUGUUUCAAAGCUUCGAGGACAGCUCAAUAUUUUCUUAGUCAUUUUGAAAAUUAAUUUUAGGAUGAAGAAAGCGAUCAGUGUUUAUUGCAUGAAAAAAUGAAGAAAACUCAAAUUGACCACCUUGACAUACAUGUAUAUAUUUCGCUUUGAUUCUAUCGAAUUUUACAACAAUAAAAUCUGCGAUGACUCAAAAAUUCGAAGCUGCACCGCCCGUAUCUGCGUUUUCACAAACGAGAAUUUAUUUGAUGUAGUUAUUGUGAACAAAGGCCAAAUGUUACCAGUCAUAUAUUUUAUGUUAAGAAGAAAAAUUAAUAAAUAAAUAAUUAAUUGAAAAACGGGAAUUAACAAACUAUGAAAAGCGGACGCACUACGAUAAAACAAGUUACCGAAUUAUUAACACCGCUCCGAUGUAAUGUACUGCAUUUUAUUAUGCAUGCGAUUUUGACGAUAGUAUCGAUACGCCCAAUUGAUCAGGAUAAUUGCCUCUAUUCUCGAAUUUUGUAAUAAAUAGGUUCGUUACUCUGCAUAAACUAGCAAAAUACUAGGAUAUAACAUAGUCGAGAAAAGAUGUUAAAUUCCGGCUUGGAUAUUGAAUACCUAUAGUAUUCGUGGAUUUGAUCAAUUAUCCUGAGAUUUGUGGGACACAGAGAGUAGUCUGUACUAUCCUCUUGUGAUAGUGUGAUAAUGAUAGAUAUGCCUACUAAAUAUAUUGUGUAUGUAUGUAAAUAGAAUCCUUUGCAGAUCUUCGAUUGAUAGAUGAACAAUUUUUACGGAUGGCACUUGUUAAUUUGAGAGACAUUGAUUUCACUUAAUACUGAUCAAUUGUUGAGAAUAAAUUUUCAAUUGCAAGCUCUACAUUAUAUUUCAUGAAAUCAUUAUAUAGUAACUUUUGUUGUUUGGAAACAAAAAAAAUUUCUACUUCUAGUUUUGCCAAACUUGUUUGUUUCACUUUCCAUUGAACGCGAACUAUAUUUUAUAAGAUUUGCACAGGUUUAAGACGUGAAUUGAAGCGAUGAUUUAAGAUCUAUGUAAAAAAAUAGAUAAUUGAUUAUAGUAGCGACACGGAUUCAUCGUGUGAAGAACGCAAGGCUCUGUACCUAAAAAUUCCUAUUAUUAUAAAUUAUGCUUAGUGAAUAUCUUGUAGGACUCUUGUAGAAUUAAUAAAGUAUUAUUGUAUUAUUAAAA